Messenger RNA from Trifolium pratense (red clover), 1353 nucleotides. RefSeq lists its product as uncharacterized. NCBI's taxonomy places the organism in Eukaryota, Viridiplantae, Streptophyta, Magnoliopsida, Fabales, Fabaceae. The transcript is spliced from 10 exons. The record is from RefSeq and is a predicted model, not a curated record. The coding region runs from base 46 to 1068 and encodes 340 amino acids.
GACAUAAAGAUAGUGCAUAGAUUAGAUUUACAGAUAAAGAGAAAAAUGGCGCUACAUUGCUCCUCCUCAGCAGCAGCAGUAGCAAUUUUCAAGUCUCGUGUCUCUCUCAAAUCACCUUUGUUUCCAAUCUCAAUUUCAUUUCAAAACCCUAAUUCUUAUUAUUCUACUACUACAAUUUCAUGUACUGCAACAGCCAAAUCCCCAACUGGCCCUAUCAACCGUAACAAAACUACUACUUCUUCUUCUACCUCUAAAAAGAAGAAGAAAAAGAAGAAUUCUGAAACUUUGAAUCUCGACAACGAUUUUGAAGUUUUGGGUGAAUUUUCUGUAAAUGAUGAUGUUCGAAAUGCAGUUAUUGAUUCUAAUUUAUCUUUAUAUAAUUUCUCUGAUGAUAUGCCGUUGCCAGACCCUCCCACUGGUUUCUCUGUCGACGAAAAUGGCGUUGUUCUCCUCACUUCAACAAAUCGACUUGCCACUAUAGUUGAUCCUUUGAAUAACCUUCCAUUGGAAUGUGUGAUACGAAGAGUGUUCCGAAAUUCUGAUAGAGAGGAAUGCAUGUUGCUCAACCCUGUUGACACGCCUGUGCUAGUAUUGAAGACCACACUUGAUGGAUUCGCAGAUAUCGAUGAAGAGAAAAUUGAAUCUAUUCUGCCUGCUGCAGCUUUUGCGCUUGCCAAAAUACACAUGCAUCUUGUUCAUAGUGGGCUCUGUUACACGGCACGUGGUGGUUUGAGCUACACAGAACGAAAUAUAAUUGACUUCCGCACAGAUGAUGGUAAAGAAGUGGAAGGCUUGCCAAGUGAAGGUGUAGAAAUUACAUAUUUUGAUCUGGAAGGUUCUCAGUACCUGAUUUAUACACCAUCUGAACCAACGCAUUUUGUAGUUGUGAAGGAUGAGAAUGGGGUGUUUCAACUGGCUGAUGAUGACAUGAUUGAUGAUCCGGCUGUUAUUGAUGCCAUAGACGAGGAGACUGAAUUUAAUGCCUUGGUGGAAGAAGAAGCUGCACUUAUUGAAGCAAUCAUGAAGGAGCAUGAUGAUGAUGAUGAUGAUGAUGAAGAAGAUAACUAACCUCAUACUUAUUGGCUGUAGAGCUGUCACCACCAUGUUAGUUUGGUUUUUGUUUUGUUUCGGUUACCAUGUUUAGUUAGUACUACUUGUUAUCUAGAAAGUAGUGAUGGAAUGGAAUGAUCCACCUUUGUGUAUAUGAGUAAAUUUGUAAGGACUGCAGUGAUAUAUAGGGAAAGUAAUUGGCUGUGCUCUUGAACUAUGAAGGGUUAAUAUUUUUUCUCAGGAAUUUCCUCAUUGACUUUACCACAAUUGAUUUUAUCAAUUUCAUCUAUGUUUUUUCUUUCA